Molecule: messenger RNA, 2791 nt
Organism: Balaenoptera ricei (Rice's whale)
Lineage: Eukaryota; Metazoa; Chordata; Mammalia; Artiodactyla; Balaenopteridae
Gene: INSYN2A
Product: inhibitory synaptic factor 2A
Exons: 4
Coding region: 161-1588 (475 amino acids)
Biological process (GO): inhibitory postsynaptic potential
Cellular component (GO): postsynaptic density
Source: RefSeq, a predicted model, not a curated record
CGGAGCCGAGCCUUCCUCCGCGCGAGCCCGGCGAGCCUCGCCGCGGAUGCCCUGCCCUGAGCGCUCCGUGCCGCGCCAGGCUUGCCCGAGUCCGCGGCGAGACAUGCCCGAGCCCGGCGCUGCACCGACCUCGACUUAUCUGUAAGCAGCCGAAGGAACCAUGGUCAGUAAGGAGCCCAGCAAAUGCGCACUCACGACCUCGGCGAGUGAAGUGGAACCUGCCGCCUGCCUGGCCCUGGAGAUGAAAUAUGCCCUGGAUCCCAACCGGCAGAUUAAGAAGCGUAAUAAAGCCCUGCAGGUGCGGUUUAAGGAUAUCUGCGAGGCACAGAACGAGCAGAGGGGCACACAGCUCUCCUCGGGACAGCUGGGCGACAAGCCGGCGUCCUACAGGGCCACCUACCGCAAAUACAUGACCGUGCCCGCUCGGAGGUCCAUCCCCAACGUCACCAAGAGCACAGGUGUGCAGACCUCGCCGGACCUUAAGAAGUGUUACCAGACUUUCCCUCUGGACCGCAAGAAAGGGAAUCUCAAAGGCAUCCCAGCCGCGGAUGCGUUUAAAAGCCAAAACAAUGGGUUUGUAAUUGAUUCGAAAGAGAAGAGUGAGGAAGGGCCCGGGGAGGAGUCCCGGCAGUGGGGCGCGGACCGGGUUCAGAAGGCGGCAGCACUGGUUUUCCACUCCGAUGAGCACGAGAACGCGCUGGACCAGCCCGCCGGGGUCAACGGCGCAGAGCCACGCAAAACCCCCGACCUGCACCGCUGCCGAGAUGCUCCUCUCCAGAACUCCACUCGUCCUCCCUCCCAAGAGCCCGAUGACCAGCUGCACGGGAAAGCAACGCACGACCGGGCGACCCCGGACGCCGAGGAACCCGCUGCAUCGGCCCACGGCAUGGUGUUUAAGACGGAGGUGGCCACCGUUUACGCACCUGCCCCCGGCGCUGGGGCCCCCGGGCUGGCCUUGUCGAACUCCGCCCCCUCGAGCGAGUGGUCCCUCUGGCCCGUGGCCGACCAGGAGCGGAGGAAGGCCUCACAGGCCAACGGGCUCCAGGCCCCGCCGGGCGCUGCCCUGGCCUGCUCGCCGCCGAUGCAGUGCCCGUCCCCCGAAUGUAGUGAAGCGUCCCUGCAGACUCAGGCCCCCCCGGGGCGGGAGCACCAGCCUUGUCCGACAGCGCUCGCUGUGGGUGAGGAAUGCCAACAAAUCGUGCCUCAUACGGAAGUGGUCGAUCUGAAAGCACAGCUUCAGAUGAUGGAGAACUUAAUCAGUUCAAGCCAAGAAACCAUCAAAGUGCUCUUGGGGGUCAUUCAGGAGUUGGAAAAAGGAGAGGCCCAUCGGGAAGGGCUUUCAUAUCGGACUGGGCAAGACACAGCUAAUUGUGACACAUGCAGGAACAGUGCAUGUAUUAUCUAUAGUGUGGAGCUAGAUUUUAAGCAGCAAGAAGACAAACUCCAGCCAGUUCUGAGGAAACUCCAUCCUUUCGAGGAAACUCAGGUCGCACACUCGCCUUACUCUCAGGAGACUUACUCAACUCCCAAGCAAAAACCCAAAACUGAAUCUAAAAAGCACGGACGAUGGAAACUCUGGUUCCUUUAAAACUCAUGGUGUUUGGAGUCUAAAGGCCGUCUUUAAAACCCACUGGAGUUCAAAGUAAAUCCUUUUCCAAAACGAAUAGGACGGAGUGAACGGUGGCUGACUCGGACGCCACCAGUUCUCACCCUGCUUACCAAAAAGGCCUUUGUAACAGAUCAACUCACAGAAGCGAAGUAGUACAUGUCACACCUUGCCAGCUGUUCUUUGCAGUUCGUGGAUGUGGGAUGUAAAACCGGAAACGAAACUUAACAUAGUCAAAGAUGAUAGGUAAAAAUUCUAUGCCCGCACCCCAGAUCAGCAAGGAUUACAUUAUCAACCUGCAGAACGGCAGGCUGUCACUCUGUAACACAGCUAAAACUCAUAAUUAUUUUCAAGCCUUUAUUUUUUUUUUUUAAUACUGAGAAGAAAAAGUAGCCCUUACGUUUGCAAAGGACUUCACUUUUAUGUUUAAUUUUGCAAAUAAGCGGGGGGCGAGUGCAAUUUUCAGCACAUCAAAUUCCGGAGAAAGCACAAUUUUUUUCAAGUGGUCGGAGACCAUGAAUAAUCUCUAAAAUGUGACUAUAUGUAUAUUUGCCUCAUGUGCUGUAGCGCUAAGCCAAGUGACAUCUCAGCGUCACAAUGAAACCUCAAGUUCAGCGUUUGCUUCAACUCCAGACCGGCGACAGGCUUACUGCUCAUCCUCCAAAUACCCAGCAGCCAGGAGUCCCCCAAAGUCAGGACAUGCCUUUAAUCACUGCAAGUUGACAGGGUCAGAGCUAUCGGACACUAAGCUUUCAUAGAUCUCAUUUUUAAUCUUUUGGUACCCAAAGGCCAAAUGAUAAAUCCUGGCAAGAAUUUGAAAACACACGUGGAGAUACACAGCGGAUAAUACAGUCACCAAUAAAUCACAGGCGUUCUCUGCCACCGGAAAAUGUUUCUGUGGAUCAAUCUUUGAGACACUGUUCAUCAUGAAAGCUCAGCCAGACGUUUUAUACAAUUCGUUAUGCUUUGUAACAACUGUAGAAGAUCUGACCAUCUCAAAGAGAAACCGCGUGCUUAGUUUAGCUGCUACCAACAAACCAACUAACGUCACCUACAUUUAACCUAUUAGUGAGUUGUACUAAAUGACAUACCUAGGGGAAAGCUGUGAAUCAAAUGUUUUUAGGUCUUUUUUAAAUAAAUCGUGACACUUCGAGUUCUCUUUUGAUUACACAUUGCAAUAUAAAG